GAUUUUUUUUUUAUUUUUAAUUAGCGUUUGAAUUUUAACUAUUUCAUUUGUUCAAACAACCAAAAAGUUUAAGUGGCCACACAAUGUGGCCUGCCGCACACAAAACGAGCUGUAUAAUUAUUUAAUUUAUGUGAAAAAAUCAAUUAUUUAAAAAUAUUGUUUAAUCCAUAAACUAAUUUAUGAUCAAAUUCCAUCUAUAUCAUGACUUCGAACCCCCAAUAAAAAAAUAUUAAGCGCCAAAAGAUAGCCCACAAAAAAUGAGCGCCAUAAUAUCAUCCCAUCAUAUUCAAAAACCAUGAAAAUUCCAGGAAUUCACCUCCCAACAACAACAGCAUUAGCAGCAGCAACAAUUCAUAAACCCUCAUUUUCUCUCUCUUCUUCCCGCCAUUUUUUCUCUCUCCAAUUUCUCAACAACACCAUUUUCAUGGCACCUUCAUCUUCCUCCUCCAAAACCCUAAUUGAUUUCUUCCCCCAAUCCAACCCUAAACGCCGUAAAACCACCGACAAUGUCGCCGGAAGUAGCAACUUGCAGUCAGUUACUUCCCUUCCUGUUUCCUCUUCUUCUCUUUCGAUCACCGAUAAUGGCGGUUCCUGCGACGGAAACCCUAGCGAUGCUUCUGGGGUUCUGAGUGCUGAGCAGAAAUUUAGAAUGGAGUUUAAUAAAUCCCUAGCUUUGUCUAAAAGGAAUCUUCGAAUUUGUUCUGAAAAAGUUCUGAAUUCUAAAGCUGAAGGGGGUAAUGGCUAUGUGAAGCUAAAGGAGCUCCUUGUGGAGGAUUCAUGGUUGGUGACUCUCUCGGAGGAGUUUGAAAAGCCUUAUGCUAAGAGUCUAUGCAAAUUUGUUGAAACAGAAAUUUGUGGUGGCAAAGUUCCCAUUUAUCCUCCUCCAAACUUGAUUUUUAAUGCCCUCAACUCAACACCGCUUAAUAAAGUUAAAGCUGUCAUCCUUGGGCAGGAUCCAUAUCAUGGACCUGGACAGGCAAUGGGUUUAUCUUUCUCAGUACCUGAGGGUAUCAAGAUUCCUUCAAGUCUUGGAAAUAUAUUCAAGGAACUCAAACAAGAUCUUGGAUGCACUAUUCCAUCUCAUGGGAAUUUGGAGAAAUGGACUGUUCAGGGUAUUUUGCUGCUCAACACGGUCCUCACGGUUAGGAAUCAUCAAGCUAACUCUCAUGCUAAGAAAGGUUGGGAGCAGUUGACUGAUGCAGUAAUACGAACAAUUUCUGAAAAGAGAAGAGGUGUUGUAUUUAUCCUUUGGGGAAAUUGUGCUCAGGAGAAAGUCAGGUUGAUUGAUGAGUCUAAGCACCAUAUUCUCAAAUCAGCUCAUCCCUCUGGUCUUUCUGCUCAUAGGGGUUUCUUUGGAUGCAGGCACUUUUCGCGCACAAACCAGAUUCUGGAGAAGAAUGGGGAAUUGCCUAUCGACUGGCAGUUGUGAGCAGAUAUUAUAAAUAUCACAUUAUGAGUAGGCUUGCCCCUUGCCUUAAUUAUGGUCCCAAGGUCUAGAUUUUUGUUGCCUUAGCCAGUUAGCCCCCUUUGUGUAGAAAAAUAUCUUUCGGCUUUUAGGGUAGACCUGGGUUUUUUAAGCCGUAGAUGACAAUCUGGUAUGUACACGGAACAGUGACUAAUGUAUGCAAGGUGUCUUUUGGAGCAAACCUGGGGAGUUUUGUAUGAUAUAGAUGUCAAUGUGGUAUGUAAAUGGAACAAUGAUUUAUGUAUGCCUGAAGAUGAAGGAAUGCAAAUCCUCGAUGUCAUUGCGACUGUGAGCAAACACUAGCCAGUGAGACAUGUUAGUUUUGAUGUCAAAUUGGAUGAUAUAACAUUAAUAACACCCACUAUGGCGAAGGCUCUCACCUAAAUUUGUAGUCUGCAACCCGAGGAAGACUACCGAAAACUAGUACCUAGCAUGAACGAAAGGGAAAGGAACAGAAAAUUAGACGAUUUUCUGCAACAUUGGCCUUUAAGUUAU
Chenopodium quinoa (quinoa) is the source of this 1960-nucleotide messenger RNA. RefSeq names its product uracil-DNA glycosylase, mitochondrial-like. Gene Ontology annotation, molecular function: uracil DNA N-glycosylase activity. NCBI's taxonomy places the organism in Eukaryota, Viridiplantae, Streptophyta, Magnoliopsida, Caryophyllales, Amaranthaceae. The record is from RefSeq and is a predicted model, not a curated record. Gene Ontology annotation, biological process: base-excision repair, AP site formation via deaminated base removal; base-excision repair. Bases 296 to 1429 code for a protein of 377 amino acids. The transcript is spliced from 7 exons. Gene Ontology annotation, cellular component: nucleus; mitochondrion.